Messenger RNA from Ruditapes philippinarum (Manila clam), 1333 nucleotides. RefSeq lists its product as uncharacterized. The coding region runs from base 200 to 1282 and encodes 360 amino acids. Gene Ontology annotation, molecular function: mannosyltransferase activity. The transcript has 2 exons. NCBI's taxonomy places the organism in Eukaryota, Metazoa, Mollusca, Bivalvia, Venerida, Veneridae. Gene Ontology annotation, biological process: mannosyl-inositol phosphorylceramide biosynthetic process. The record is from RefSeq and is a predicted model, not a curated record.
AAUACCUACAUUAUUACCUAACGGAGUGUAAUUUAGCGUGCUAUAACUUCGAAAAGACUAUAAAGUUGUAUUUCCCGCGUAUUACAAAUUGUAAAUACAACAAAAAACAUAUUUUAGACAAUUUAUAAGUGAAAUGUGCAAAUAAGCGAUAGCACGGUACAAAUUAUCGUAAGAGAAAAUCAAAUCAAAUAACAGAGAAAUGAAAAGCAAUAGAAACAAGUUGGUUGGAUUAAGUGUGAGAACGUACUGUCUCAUUAUUAGAAGGAAAUACGGUCCAGUGAUAGUUUGUUUUGGAUUUUUGAGCAUGUGGUUCCUCCUCUACAGACAUGUAUUUCAGGGAAAUCAAGUUUCAGUGCCCGACUGGGUUAAGACAGAAGAUUAUCCACCGUUUGAACCGGAUGUGCACGAGGACUUUCCAACCGGUCCGGAGUUUGAGCCUCGAAUUCCUCAUAUACUUCAUCAAGCCUACGUCGACAAUUACAUACCAACAACAUUUGCUUCAAACAUCAAUAAUUUCCUUGAAAGAAAUUCCGACUGGAAAUAUUUCUUAUGGACAGAGCAAUCAUCCCGGAAGUUGAUUAUAAAAAAGUAUCCCUCUCUGCUGGGUUCAUUGACCUUGCAGAUGAAUUUUAAAGACCAAACUGAAAUCCUUCGUUACGUUGUGCUCCAUGAGUUUGGAGGCGUUUAUGCUGAAAUGCCUUUACAAUGGUUACGGCCACUUCGUAAAAUAACUUUCAAAUAUGCUUGUGUGAUUACAACGUUACCUUUUGAAAGAGCAUCUUUAGGGUACAAGAAACCUUACUUGUUGAAUAAUGAGUUGAUAUUUUGUAGAGCAAAACAUCCGUUUUUAAAACAAAUUAUCGAUAGAUUACCAUUGUACCAGCCAAUGCUGGAAAAUGAAGACUUUACUGGACCACAUUUUGUGACAAGCCAGUUAAUGAUAUAUAAUAAACAGAAAUAUUACAAACAACUAUUUAGUUACACUAAUUCUUCAUAUUUCUUUGCAAGCAAACUUCUCGAUGCACACGAAGAUACAGUGUUUGUUCCGAAUUCUAAUUACUUUUCUUUUAACUUAGAAUCACUGUAUGUUUUUUGCGAUGAUUUCAUAAAUCUUUCAUUCAUAGAGAAGAGAGGGUGUGUCGAACUGCAGAGAGGGCGUGGCUUUAAUAAAUUUGCAUUUACUUAUAAUCGAGGGAAAAGACCAAGAUACGAGUCAAUUCUUAACUUCUUGUUUAGGGUUGAAAUAUCACAUAUAGCUGGUGAACACUUAAUUAUAUAUUGAUGUUAAAAACGAUUAAAACAGUUACAAUUAAACAUGUCAUAAAUACCCCUG